AUGGCUACCGCGGAAGCCAUCAACGCCAUGACGGCAAAACUUCAGGAAUCUCUGCAGUGCUUCAUCGCGUCUCAGGAACUACAAACGAGCGCGGCAGUAGAACAACAACAACAGCCGGAGCCACAAUCAGCGCCAGCUAACAGCAGCAAGAAGCGGGCCAAGGGCAAGGCCAAGAGAGGAAAAAGAACACCUCUCCCACCACCCGAGUCCGCAGCCGCUAACGCGGCACCCCCUACUACACGCACCGAACGGACGAAAGUCCCGGCUGCGAGUGCAACAAGGAGCGACUCCCUGCCUGCCCCGAUUAGCCACGAGCACGCCAAGGCGAGCGCGGCUUCGGGAACGAACAGGGAAGAAAGCCAACAGCUGGAGAAGCAAGCCGUUAACGUGAUUGGCGGCUGGCUGAAGGAGAAGGCCAAGGAGGCGACUACGUCGGUUCCGCCACCCUCUCAGCCGGCCCCAGCCAUCGCGGCAGCUACCGCCACAAGCACCAACGCGGAGGAGGCCACGGCUCCCGCAAGCGACGGUGCUGAAGAACGCGCAGUCUGCCCGCCCUCCGAGACAGCCGAGGAAGAGCAGAUGGACUGCACAGCAACGCGGAAGCGAUCACGCGAGGCCAGCAGCGAAGACGGACCAGCAGGCCCGUCCAAGCAGGUCGUGACCGACGCUUCCCCACCUCUCACGCCCGUAAACACAACGGACGACACCAGCGUCGUGCUCGCCACCGCCUCGCAAGAGACCGCGGCGUGCACACUCGCAGCAGCUUCUCCAUCUCACCCGGAGCAGCGCAGAAAGCACCAGCGAAAGAGCAAGCAGGGGCAGCAGCCCCGCAACUCCACAGCUGCAACAGCAGAGGCCGCGACAGCACCGAGGCCUCCCUCCAUCGUGGUCGACCGCCCGCACCCGCGCCCGAGCUCCCCGCCUGCCGGUGACGACUUCAAGGUCGUCAUGUCCAAAGCAGCUAGUCGGAGAGCAAGGGCCAUGGAGACCGCGGCCAUCAACAUCGACGCGGCAGUCGUGGGGACCGUACUCUUUCGGCCCUCCACCCCCGGCGGCACCUUUCGGGGAACGCCACGCCUGACGCUCGCAGCGGGUCUCGCCGGGCGGCCCGGAGUUGCGGCGGUGCGCGUUAACCACCUGCGCAACGUUGUGGCCGCCGACGCGACCACGCCCGAGUGUCUGGCCGGGCUCCUGUCCAUCUCGGAGCUCCACGACAUCCCUGUCACCGCCAGGGAGCCUGCCGACCGUCGAUCGUGCCUCGGCUUCGUGUACGGUGUGGACGGUGACCUUGCUGACUCGGAGCUGAUCGGGGCCAUCGCUUCGUCUGCUCCAGUGACUGCUGCGACCAGGGAGGGCCGUUCAGUGAAGCUGCGCUUCGCGAGUGCUGUUCCCCCAGCGCAGAUCUCCAUCUACGGGCUGCAGCUACGUGUUCGCCACGUGAAGCCGCGCCCUAUGCAGUGCCGACAGUGCGGCCGCUUCGGCCACGUCGCUGCCGCUUGCCAGCGUGCUGGCGACUGCAUACGGUGCGGCCGUAAACACCCGCCUGCCGAGAGCUGCAAGCCCCACUGCAUCAACUGUGGCGGAGCCCAUGCAGCUGACACCCCCUCCUGCCCCCGCUGGCAGGAGGAACGUCGUGUGGCCACCCUGCUGGCCACUUCUACCACGCCGCUGUCGAGACGGGCAGUCAGGGCGGCGGUUCGCGAGGAGUCCCGCGAGGUGCGCUCCUACGCUGCCGCCUUGAAACGCUGCCCUCCUCGUAGCCCCUCCAAGGACCUCGGCCAGCAGCGCACUCCUACAGCGCCGCGCCGACCCCCGCAGCCAGCAGUGACUUCCGCCGCGGUGGACCACCUGCCUGCUGCCUCUCCUAUCACGCCUGCAGAGGAUCCCAGGGACGCAUUCAUCGCGAACCUGAUGGCAACUCUGCAGGCAGUGAUCCAGUACCUGCCUGAGGAACACCCGCUGCGAGCUACCUGCCUCCAGGCGAUCGGCGCGCAGCCAGGUGCCCCCAGGAGCGAGUAG
This is a messenger RNA of Rhipicephalus sanguineus (brown dog tick), 2019 nucleotides long. RefSeq lists its product as uncharacterized. The coding region runs from base 1 to 2019 and encodes 672 amino acids. The record is from RefSeq and is a predicted model, not a curated record. Gene Ontology annotation, molecular function: zinc ion binding; nucleic acid binding. The transcript has a single exon. NCBI's taxonomy places the organism in Eukaryota, Metazoa, Arthropoda, Arachnida, Ixodida, Ixodidae.